UGGUCCGACCCAGGGAAAGCCACAGUUGCAGUGCGACUCACGCCUCAGUAGAGACUGGUUGGGCGUUGCGGCCUGACGGACGAACGGAAGGGUUUCCCCCCUUUUGGAGGAGAGGUAUACCUCAGCUCUCCGUCGCCGCCGCCGCCCCGCCGCCGGCCGCCCGCCCGCCCGCCCGCGCCGCGCCCGCCCGCUUCCGGGUCGUCGUCGCCGCCGCCGCCCCUCUCAUGUGGCGGCUACACGACCCCGCCGCAGGGCGGCCGCCCUUGGUCGCCGCCCUCGCGCUCCUCUUCCUCCUCCUGGUCGCUCGCGCCGCCCGCGCCGAGCCUGAACCCGAAGCCAAGCCCCAAGAAUACGACGAGUACUAUGACGGUUACGAUGAAUAUUACAACUACGAAAACGGCCCCAGAGAGCCGGAGGAACCCGGCCUUAGCACCGAAUGCACGUUCGAGGACCAAACGUACGCUGACGGCGAGUCCUUCAUGCCUGACGACUGCACACGCUGCACCUGUGCAGGAGGACAGGUCAGCUGCGAGCGGACGCCUUGCGACGACAAUUGCGUCGGGGUUCUGUGUGAGGAGGUCGAGUGCGAGGACCAGUACAUUCCCUUAGGCCAGUGCUGCCCGGUGUGUCCAGAGCAACCUCAACCACCACCCCCGGAAAUCGUUGGCCCAGCCCCAGAUUAUGCUUCCUCUACAACUGGUGACUCUGGAGUACCUGGACCCCCAGGUGACCGUGGCCCAUCAGGCAACCCUGGUACGCCAGGUAUUCCUGGAGAUCCUGGUCCGCCUGGUCCCAUGCCUGAUAUUUCUCCAUGGUUGUCUCAGCUGUCUCAGUCCCAAGGAGGCGAGAAGGGCCCACAGCCUGAUCCUUUCAGCUAUCUACAAGCCCAAGUUGGUCCGGUUGGUCCCAGAGGCCCAGUAGGGUCACCUGGACCCCCUGGCCCACAGGGUUUCCAAGGAAUGCGUGGUGAGCCUGGUGAUCCUGGACCUGGUGGCCCUGGAGGACCACCUGGACCAAGAGGUCUCCCUGGAAUACCCGGCAAAGAUGGAGAUAAUGGUGACGAUGGUGCCCCUGGACCGCAAGGAAGUGUUGGACCCCCAGGACCCCGUGGUUUACCCGGAAUGCCCGGUCUCCCGGGUGUGAAAGGUCACCGUGGUUUCCCAGGCUUGGAUGGCGCAAAGGGAGAACAAGGUACUUCUGGUGAUAAGGGUGCUGCCGGACCUGGAGGUCCCCCAGGACCUAUUGGACCCAUGGGAUCUGCUGGCCCCCGAGGUGAAAGAGGAAGAGAAGGUCCACCUGGUCCUCCUGGUCUCAGGGGAAUUGAUGGAAUUGCUGGGCCACCAGGUCCCCCUGGAGGUCCCGGUAAGCCUGGACCUCCUGGAUUCCCGGGAAGCGCUGGUGCCAAAGGAGACCAAGGUGUACAAGGACCCAAAGGCUCUCAAGGCCUCCAGGGCCCAAGAGGUGAAGCAGGUAAACCUGGUGUCCCAGGAGAGGCUGGUUCUCAAGGUCCCCCCGGAAAAGAUGGUCUAGUUGGUGAAAAGGGUGCCCCAGGAGCUCAAGGAGAUGCUGGUCCACCUGGCUUCCCUGGUGCUCGAGGGCCUCCUGGAUUACCUGGUAGCCCUGGUACGCCUGGCGUCAAAGGAGAGGCGGGUCUACAAGGAGAGAGAGGUUUCAAGGGAGAACUUGGUAUGAAGGGUGAACUUGGAACUCCAGGCCCCCGUGGUCUUCCAGGAGCUCCAGGUUCUCCUGGUAAACGUGGUAAGAGAGGCAUGCGUGGACCCCCAGGAGGUGCAGGCCCACAGGGUGAACGUGGACCCCCUGGUGGACGAGGUCUUCCUGGUGCUGAUGGCCCUCCUGGACCUAAAGGUCAGUCUGGUGAUGCUGGGCCUGUUGGUGCAGCUGGUCAAAAAGGACGUGAAGGAAACCCAGGUCCACCUGGAUUACCAGGCAGACAGGGUUUGAGGGGUCCAACAGGUCUUUCAGGGCCUGCUGGUAAAACGGGUCGCCCUGGAGAUCGUGGGCCCCCUGGUGCUGAUGGAAAGUCUGGAGACCAAGGACCCCAAGGUAUCCAAGGGUUACCUGGUCCAAUGGGACCUCCUGGACCACGUGGACAAAUCGGAGAACCCGGCAAAGAUGGCAGCGUUGGUGAAACAGGUCCAACUGGUCCUCGUGGAGACCCUGGAAAGGAUGGUGCCCAAGGCACAGUGGGUUCACCUGGUCCUCAAGGAGCUUCUGGCGAACGUGGACCACCAGGACCUCCUGGUGCUCGUGGAUUCCAAGGGUUACCUGGCUCUCCAGGAGCCACCGGAUCAGCUGGUAAAGAUGGUGAAGCAGGUUUACAAGGUCCCCGAGGAUUACCAGGUACCGCAGGACUCCGAGGAUCAAGAGGUUUCCCAGGAGAAAGAGGUGCUCAAGGUCCCCCAGGAGAAAAUGGAGCUCGAGGAGAACCAGGCUUGCCUGGCCCUGAUGGACCUGCCGGUCCUGCUGGGCCAGCUGGUCAAAAAGGUCAUGCAGGCCCCUCAGGUCUUGUUGGCCUUCCUGGUGGUCGAGGCGCUCCCGGUCUUCCUGGAGAAAAAGGUGAACGUGGUGGAGCUGGUCCUGUUGGACCUGAAGGUCCUCCUGGUCGUCAAGGUGAUCAAGGGCCUCAAGGUGUAAUGGGUCCACCAGGUCCCCAAGGAGAACCUGCAGAGAAAGGAGAUCCAGGCCCAUCUGGACCUCCUGGUGAACCUGGAGCAAAUGGCAUGAUGGGAGAACGUGGACCACAAGGACAACAAGGUAUUCAGGGCUUCCCUGGACCAAUUGGACCUCCUGGGGCAGCUGGACCAAAAGGUCAACGCGGUCUUCCUGGUCAAAAAGGAUCGCAAGGAAACACCGGACUUGUUGGGCAACCUGGUGAAGCUGGUCCACAGGGUCUAGCAGGUCUCCCAGGCGCCAAAGGACAACGAGGUGAAAUAGGAACUCGAGGAGAACCAGGCCUAAUGGGUCCACCUGGAAGGCCUGGUAACCCAGGUACUCCUGGCAAUAAUGGUGAAGCUGGUCAACCUGGUGCUGAAGGUCAACCUGGAAUCAAAGGUGCCCCUGGUGAUACUGGACGACCUGGAUUACCCGGUCCAAGUGGACAACCCGGAGCACCCGGAGUGGAAGGUCCGAAAGGAGAAGCUGGACCAAUGGGACGGUCUGGACCAGUUGGUCAGCCUGGACCCAUCGGAGCUUCAGGAGAACGAGGACUACCUGGGUUACCUGGUCCCCCAGGUCCUACAGGCUUAUCUGGAAAGACAGGUGAACGUGGAGAGCCCGGUAUGGAAGGCAAGCGAGGUGCAGAAGGUCCUGUGGGUCCCCCAGGCUUAGCUGGCCCAGUUGGUCCUAUUGGUCCCACUGGUGACACUGGUUCCCCUGGUGCUGAUGGUAAACCUGGUCCACCUGGUAUUGGCGGUCGAACUGGAGACAAGGGACCACCAGGUCCUCCAGGUUCUCAAGGAUCACCAGGCCCUGCCGGACUUCCUGGACCACCAGGUUCUGCUGGCCCCAUUGGUCCCACUGGAGAACGAGGCGACCGUGGUGAAGUAGGUCCACAGGGAGUAGAGGGUUCACCUGGACCUCGUGGCAAGCCUGGUUCACCUGGCAUGCAAGGAGAAAAGGGAGAGACCGGGGCUGCUGGUCCUAAAGGUGCUAAAGGUCAUCGAGGUCUCAUUGGUCUUCAAGGUCUUCCUGGUCCUCAGGGUCCACCUGGUGAAAAGGGUGUGCCUGGAGUUGCUGGUCCCCCUGGUCCAUCUGGAGAGCCUGGCACAAAAGGUCCCCCUGGUCGCGAUGGAGGUAUUGGUUUGCAAGGUAUUAUGGGUCCCCCAGGUCCUCGUGGUCCAAGUGGUGAAGAGGGUGGGGUUGGUCCUUCAGGUCCACCUGGUCCUCCUGGUCCCCCAGGUCCACCUGGCGAGUCCAUGGGCUAUGACGCAGCCGCACUCGCAGUUCUGCUUGGCCAAGGCCAAUCAAAGGGUCCUGAUCCCAUCCAGGGAGAUGAUUCCGAACUACCUGCUCGCCUCUUCGGAAAGGAGAUUACGGAUGACGAGCGAAGAGAUCUGAUCACCAAAGCUUACGAGCAACUCAAGACAUCUUUCAAAAAGUUCCUCAAACCAUCAGGCACGAAGGAUGCCCCAGCAAAGACCUGCAAAGAUCUUGCUUACGCUCAUCCAGAGCUGCCUAGUGGCGAGUACUGGAUUGAUCCUAACGAGGGCGACACAAAGGAUGCCAUCGUAGUUUAUUGCGACAUGGAAGAGAAGGCCACCUGUGUCCUACCUCAGCCUGCUAUGACCGAAGAGUUCAACUACGUCACUAGCGACAAAGGUGCUAAAUGGCUCGGCGAAGACAUCAGUCCAGGUUUCGAGUUCACGUACAAAGCUGACAGCAACCAGAUGUCCUUCCUGCAAUUGCUCUCUGCAUCUGCCUCCCAAGAGUUGACCUACCAUUGUAAGAACUCCAUUGCUGUCUUCGACGCCCAGAAGAGGAGCUUCAGGAAUGCUCUCAAGAUCAUGACGGCCACCGAUCAUGAGCUGAAGGCCAGAGGAAGUAACAAGUUCAGAUACAGAGUCUUGGAGGACGGCUGUAAGACCGCAUCCGACGCCUGGUCGUUCACGAAGAUUGCGUACCGCACCGACAAGCCUCAACGGUUACCGUUCAACGACAUCGGACUCCAAGACGUCGGUUCGCCGAACCAGUCAUUCAAGAUCGAGAUUGGUCCGGUGUGUUUCUCAUAGGACACCGAAAACUGAAUUCGCCUAAAUAUUUCCAGUGACCUAGAACAGUGGAAGGGGGGGUUUGGGGGUGUGUUCAGUGAAGGAAAAUAAGCAAAAAAAUGAACAAAGUGUGUGAAGUAAAUAAAGAAUGAUAACGAAACCCACAGAAGUGCCCAAUCAAGUCGGUAAAAUACAACAGACAAUGAUGUUUUUUUAUAAAUCAGUUGGAUUUAUCGCCUGUUGGGUGACUUAGUUUCCCGCCAAGAAUUGAAGAAGAAGAAGAGGGGGGAGGAGUCACGGAUGUAAACAAAGUAGCGGGUCCUUUCGUUUGACGCAGUCAGUCGUCGAUUGGACUGCCGUUCAAUUAGCGUUAUUUAAACCGUUUUCUCCGCGAGACGCAUCCUUACAACAUCAUGACUGUAUCCCUCACUCUACGUGAGGUUGAUGACAGUACUCCCCUCUGUGUAGAGAAAAAUCACCAUCAUCUCCUAAUCACAAUCCCUAGUCCUUCCUACAUUGCUCUGAGUCACGACUUGCUAAUCGUAUCAUGUAUAAUUUUCAUGUUAGAAUAAAUAAAAAAAAAAAAUAUACAACGCUCGCCGCUCUCUCCUACACUCUCCAUUUUUCCUGAUUUUCAUGUGUUCAUUUCCUCAGUCUUUUAUUUUAAUUUCUCUUCACCAUUAGGUUAGGAAGACACUGAAUAAGAACAGCGCCAUCGAUAUACAAAGUAAGUUGUAAAGUGCUUAUAAUACAAGAGAACAGAAAAUAGACUGUGUACAUUUUGUAUGAUAUUAAGGGGCACCAUAAGGGGAUGUUUUUUUUUUCCUUUUUUUUAGUGGUUAUUCCCAUAGUCACUUGAUCGGGAUGAAAAAAAAAUAUUUUUUCGAAUAAGAGUUUUUAUAUGUUUUGUAAAUUUACGAAAAAAUAAAAAGAAUGGGAU
Molecule: messenger RNA, 5667 nt
Organism: Macrobrachium nipponense
Lineage: Eukaryota; Metazoa; Arthropoda; Malacostraca; Decapoda; Palaemonidae
Product: collagen alpha-1(I) chain-like
Exons: 19
Coding region: 225-4748 (1507 amino acids)
Biological process (GO): extracellular matrix organization
Molecular function (GO): extracellular matrix structural constituent conferring tensile strength; protein binding
Source: RefSeq, a predicted model, not a curated record